Molecule: messenger RNA, 5589 nt
Organism: Saccostrea echinata
Lineage: Eukaryota; Metazoa; Mollusca; Bivalvia; Ostreida; Ostreidae
Product: WD repeat-containing protein 44-like
Exons: 22
Coding region: 81-3182 (1033 amino acids)
Molecular function (GO): protein binding
Source: RefSeq, a predicted model, not a curated record
GAAUGGAAGUGGGUUGUUAGACUAGUACAUUCCACUAAAAAAGAAUGCUUUUCAUUAUUCUCGUAGGUUAAUAACCUAAAAUGUCUUCAGACAGCGAAUUAGAUGAAUUCUACGAUGCUGAGGAUGCGACCCCAAGACCAAUUCUUGGCAAGAAUAUUCCUCAUACCACAGCCUCUCAGUCCAGAAACAGUCUAGAAGAACAAGAAAGAAAGCUGAUUGAAUUUAAAAGAAAACAGGAAGAAAGGAGAAGACAGGAAGAUGAAGAAUACAGACAACUGCUGCUGGAACUGGAAGAAAAAAGAAAACUGGAAAAGAAACAGGAGGAGGAAAAGAAGUUACAAGAAGCAGAAAAACGACGAAGGAAAUUAGAGAACAUGAGACAAAAAAUCUCCAAUGAAAAUGUAAGCACAGAGGGUGACUCAGACUUAGGAGAAGACGAGUCCGACAAAUCAACUCAAGAUUAUGAUUCUGACUCGUCCAAUGAAGCUCAAGACUCGACUGAGGAUUUUGUAGAUUCCUACAACCCAUCAGAAGUCACUAAGCGAUUAACUUUUAGUGAAAACAUGGACUCUUCUCAUCCAACCAAAGCCAAAAUGGAAAAGGAGAUUCCAGAUCUUGAUGUGGAUGAACUUUUAUCUGAUUCAGAUGAUAUUGUGGAUAAAUUGUUACAAGACAAUCAGGUUUGUAGUGGCAGCAAUGAGCCUGACAUUGUACGCAGCACCAGGACACCUCCUAACACUCUGACAUCACUUCCUCCCUCUGUAAUGGACCAAUUAGCUUCAGCUUCCCAGAAUUCCCACUCACUUUCACUUCCUCCACCAGGGCAGUCUACUGAACCUAGAGCCCCUCCCCGUAGACGGAGGAGGGAACAUGAGCAUCCCCAAGAGGAGCUUUCAAGUGAAGCUAGCACACCUGACUGGGAUAACAGGGAAUCUGUGCCCCUCCCCUCUCAGUCCCCAGACAGUGGGCCUGCGUUGGAUAACUUCCUGGAUAUAAGAGACUGUUUAGGAGGCCGGCGACACAUCCGAAUGGAGGAUGCUGAGUUACAUGCGGUAAAUUCUGAUCAGUCUCAUCCGAGAUCUGCAACAGGAAGUAGUAGAUCCAGCUCACUUGGGAGAUCUGAGUCGCGCUCAAAAUCAGGAGGUCAGAGGCAAUCAAUGAGUGCACCAAUACAGGGAAGAAAAACAGCUUCUCUGGGAAGAGCAGAUGGAAGAACUGGUUCUCAGUGGAGAAGUGAUAGCAAGUCUACAUCAGGGUCAUUGGGACAAAGUGAAAGUAAGUCAGGAUCUAGUUCAUUGGGGCGAAGUGAAAGUAAAUCACACAAGAAUGACGAGGGACAGUAUCAAAGUAAGAAAUCUUCUAGUCUGCCUCGAAAAAGUUCCAAUGUUUCAAGAAAGUCAGUAGAAAGGGAACGUAGGAAAUCGGGAGAUCGGGACAAGAAAUCGUCAAAAGAAUCAUCUCGCUGUUCAUCACCCAACACAGAGGAGCCCGAGGAGCAACAGCCAACAGCUCCAAGGCCACGCUCAAACUCGGGAAGGACGUUAACUGAUGAGGAAAUCCUGGAAGGGGUGUUGGUUCUGAAUCUGGACACGGGGGAGAAGGUUCCACUAAGUAUAGCUGAGGAUAAAAUCCCCAAGUGUAUCAACCCUCUGACUUUACACAUCAUGAAACUCACCAAGGAAAUGGAUGGGGAGGGUAAGGAUUUACAUGAGGAGAGGGCACACGGGGGAGAGGACAGUAAAUCUCUGGAGGAGGAGACAGGGGUCAGAAAGAAGGGACUAAAGCUGAAGAAAUUCUUGGAGAAGAAAAUGAAGAAAAAUGUUGACAAACUCAAAACUGCUGCAGAUCAGGUGAUACAUGGAGAUGAAACAGGCAUUGAAGAAGAGGUCAAUGUGGACGGGAAAAUCUUUAAGCUGAAAGCUCAUCAUAAAGGCACUAAGGAAUUUAAUCAACUCAAGAUGUUACAGGACAUGAGUGGUGUUCACACGGAAGUGGACGAUGAUCUAGACUGUACAAUGACUGAAGCAGGUGCUGUGUGGACCAUGAAGUUUUCACCCUGUGGGAAACUCCUAGCGACUGGAGGACAAGAUAACAUGUUGAGGAUCUGGGUCCUCAAGGCUGCCUAUCCUCACUUUGAUGACAUGAGGACAAAGUAUGCUGAUGUUCGCGUGUCCCCAGCUCCUUCACAUGAAAGCCUCAACUCUAUUGUGUCAGAAAAUUCAGUGGGAGAUUUUCUUACACAGGCCCAGAUGACAUCAGAUGAGGAUAAGGAUGCCCCCUUUAUGUCCCGCCCUCUUUGUGUUUACCGGGGUCACGUAUCAGAUGUGUUAGAUGUCUCCUGGUCUAAAAAUUACUUCAUCUUGUCCUCAUCAAUGGAUAAAACCGUGCGACUGUGGCACAUUUCACGGAGAGAGUGUCUUUGUAUAUUCCAGCAUAUAGACUUUGUCACUGCCAUAGUGUUCCAUCCAAAGGACGAUAGGUACUUUUUAAGUGGUUCAUUAGAUGGUAAGUUACGACUCUGGAAUAUCCCCGAGAAGAAAGUUACGAUGUGGAACGAAGUGUCCAGUCUCAUCACGACAGCCAAUUUCUGUCACAACGGCAAGUUUGCAGUCGCCGGAACUUAUGAUGGAAAAUGUAUAUUCUACACCACAGAGCAAUUAAAAUACUACACUCAGAUCCAUGUGAGAUCAACUAGAGGUAAAAAUGCCAAAGGAAGCAAAAUCACAGGUGUGGAGCCAUUACCUGGUGAAGAUAAGAUAUUGGUGACCUCUAAUGACUCCAGAAUAAGAUUAUAUGACCUUAGAGAUUUGACCUUGACCUGUAAAUACAAGGGUUGCACUAAUAACAGUAGUCAGAUCAAGGCCAGCUUUAGUCCAAAGUCUAAAUACCUGAUAUGUGGUUCUGAGGACCACUUUGUGUACAUCUGGAAGACACAGCACGAGUUCUAUAAAUUCUCAUCGGCCAGGAGGGAUCGCAAUGACUAUUGGGAGGCCAUUAAGGUUCACAAUGCCACAGUCACUGCUGCAGUUUUUGCCCCAAAUCCCUCCCUGUUUAUCCGCUCAAAGAAACUGGAAUCCAACCCCAGCAAAGAGACAGAAGAGACCCCGAGACAGGUUAUCGUUGCUGCGGACUUCACGGGUGCUAUAAAAGUAGUACUCAAUCUCGGACCUAAACCAACAUAGACUGAUAAUUAAGUUACAAAGCUUGGUGUAAUUGCUCAAUGCUUGAAGACCUUCCAACUUCCAGAAAAAUAACAUGAUUUAUGAAAUUGCUUCAUAUCAUUGUUUUAAAAUUUUGCAGAUUUAGCUUGAGCUGCCCUGAUGAAUUAAAUGUAUGUAAACAUACGUGUAUUACUUUUUCUGCAGCAUUAUUUAAAGGCCUGUACAUUUUCAUUAACCUAAAGAUAACACAGUUGAACUUUGUUAUCUUGAACACUAGUAUCUCAAAUACCAUGGAUAUAUCAGUCAUUUGGAAGUCCCAACUGUAUGUACUUUUUCUUUAUGAAUUUUAACAUCAGUAGGCCUAUCUCAAAUACCUGGCUAUUUUGAAUUUUUUUUCUUUGUUCCAUUGAGUAUGAGAUAACAAGGUUUCACUGUACGUAAAUAACAGAUAUAAAAGGUUUGACUGUACGUAAAUUACAGAUAUAAAAGAGUUUUGAUUCAUCGUACAUGUUUUAGAUCAUAUUAAUGUUAGUACAUUACGUAUAGAUUUCCAGUAAUGGUUAAAAUGUUAGCAUUUUCACAGUGUGCUCUUUUACUGACUGGUCUCAGCAAAAGUUGCAAAAACUUGUUUUUAUACACCAAACACACCUUUGAAAGGGUAUUAGUUUGGACAUGGUGCAAAUUUACUUAUUCAAGACUUCCACUGAACUAUUUUCAACAGAGAUGAUCAAAUAUUACAGCAGGAGAUUAAAAGAUCAUGAAUUUUUAAAAAUUUGUUAAUAUACAUCACUACAUGUAAAUAUAUUUAUAAGAUACUCCUUUUUAUACAAACAAGAUCUCGGGAAGUGUGUUUGUUUGUCUCUCUGUUUCCUGGUGUUUCACUAUGGACAGAUGUUAAAUACAUGUAUUGUCUUUGUAUUUUUUGAAUGAUCCUCGUAAGUCAUAUUCAUGAAUGGUGGGACAGCAUGAUUCUUUGUAAAGUCCGUGACAAACUUAAAAGAGUGGAGGUCAUGGAAUAUUUUACUGUUGUAGAACUUUGCUAGUUUUUAUGGAAGAGUGAUUAACAAAUAGAUUGUUAGUAGGUAUAAUUAUUUAUGUACCACAAUACAAAAUUUGAUGAACAAAAACUCCGAAGGAAUAAUACAUGUAUAGUGUAUAUCCAGGAACAAAAAUAUAUUUUGCUUUAUCUUGGGUGCUGACAUCCAAAUAAGAAAUAUGUAGUAUUAUUAAUACAUGUAUAUAAAGUGUUUUUAAUUCAUUCUUAAAUGAAUACAUUGUAUACAAUGGGGAAAUCCAUUGUAGAAUUCUGAGAUUUUUGACCAUCUUCAGCAAUUAUCUGUUUAGUAUAGAUCAUUAUUUUUUUUCUGUGUAACAGUAUUAAUCUUAUUUUCCUACAAUUUUAUGUAUGCAUGUACUACUAUUAAUUUUCUGAUUUUCUUGAACACAAGACGGUGGUGAAAUAAAAACUGCUGGUGAUAAAAGUAAGAAAAUUAUUUGGUGGAAUGAUUGGAGGAAAGCUGAUGAAAAUAGAGGUAGAAUGUUGUCUUCACAGUGUAUAAAACUUAUCAUUGAUAAAGUCAAACCUGUUUCUGUGAACAAUUUCAUGAUAUCCUCUAUCAUGUUUGAGAUUUUUAUACUUACUUUUGACUGAAAACGGUCCAUUUUACCUCAGAAUUUAAAUAUUUUAAUGUUAUACCCCACAUAGCUUGCACAUCUACAUGUACAUUUAGGUUUGUUGGAAAUGCAUUCUGUGUCGAUAAGUUUAAAAUACGUAUUAACUGAGUGUCCUAAUUCAGUUGAUUAGUCUGCAUAUGAUAUUACAUUUAUUUAUUAUGUAAUAUAUUUUUAAAAAAUUGUACAAAGUUGAAUUAAUUGACAUCCUUUUGAGUAAACCACAUUUAAUAAAUCUUUGUUGAGGAUCUUCAAAAUUAAAGAGACCUCAAGAUUUCUACCAGCUGACUGCUUAAAUGAAAUUUUAUGCCUUUUUCAUGAAUGUUCAUUUGGCCAUAUUUCUGUGAUAUUUUGAAAAAAAAUCUUUUAUUUUUGUAUCACUUAAGUAGUGUAGAUAAAGCGUACUCUUUAUCAAACGAGGUGAUUUUAUUUUUGUGCAAUGAAACCUCUUCGUAGGAUGAUAACACUACUUCACAAAAUAGAGAGAGAUUAUUUUUAUGUUCUAACAUGCAAUUAAUAUUCAGUUCAUUCUCAAGUUAUUAAUAUCCAAAGUUUAUGAACAUUUUAUUAGUAUCUUGAAUGAGGCAAUUCUUUCCUCGUUUAUUUUAUAAAGUAGAUUUUUUUCCUGGUGAUAAUAGGAUUUUUCAAACCAAUCAUGAAUUCAAUCAAUGUUGGAAUUAUUUCAUUUAAUUAAUGAUUCUUGUCUAUGAAAAAUAAAAAAACUCAACUUGAAUUGGAACAUUUUGUGAUAUAUUUA